ACCAUGUUGCAGAACAGAAGCAGCCACUCAGGUGUGGAUACCACCUGCUCUGAGCCUGGCCUCUGCUACGACCAUCAGAGCCAACAAUGUGUACACUGUGGACCCAGAAGCAGGCGCUCUGGUACCGGCACCUCCUGCCAUCUCCCCAGCCUCUGCUAUGACCGCCUGGUUGACCAAUGUGUGAGCUGUGAAAAGAUGCAGAGAAAGACUGAGAAGGAGACAACAGCCCCCAUUAAACCCCAAGCCCCAACACCUCUUGCUGCAGACCCAGCUUGCUCAUCUUUACUCUUCGGAAUUUACAUUCUCAUGGGGCUAGUCUUGGCAGUAGCUGCAGUGCUGUGCAUUGUAAUCCUGAAACAAAAGAGGAAGAAGAGGAUGCGAGGAGCUGAAAAGGAGAAUUCUACAGACGUCCCUGAAGAUUUCAGAUGCUGCGAAGAGGGGAAUGCUAAAGAAAAUGAAAAGUGUGUCAUUGCCUUUGAAAAUGAACCUCACAGAGGCCGCAAUAGCAGUCCAGGAGAUGGCGAUCCUGAAAUACUGAUGUGCCCGCAUUCAAAUGAUGCUUUAAAGUCUUCCAGAGAUGACGCCUUAAAGAGAGAAGUGCAGCAUAUGGCUAUGGCAGGAAGUGAUGUCACGGAGGCAGCUUCCCUGACUUCCUGUGAUAAACAAUGCAACCCCACCUUUCCACUGCCGGCAACGGAACUCGGGGCAACUGAGUUGGUGACCACCAAGACUACUCAGGAGAGCGUCAUCUGGGACGAGGAGGAGUCGGAGUCAUAGCAACAAGUUUUAGAGGGCUGAGACUUGAAGACUCUCCCUCAAGCAUCAUAAAACUCCCUUUCAACUCAAAAGAGGAAUUGUGGAUGGACAGAUUUACAAAGGGCUUGCCUCAUUGUAAAUGGAAGAGAGCUUGUUAUUUCCCACAUUGUAGAGAUGUUGAAACAGUCUUUUAGCUGCCAGAAACUCCCAGCAAUUGCUUUAAGAAAAGGGAGACUACUGGACACUUUAUGCCAAGGGCAGGAGAUUUCAAGCCUGGCUCUUCUUAUUGGCCCUGCUCAGGGCCCCCUUAGAGGGCUUUUACCUGUCUGGAAUGUGCCCCUGAACUGUGACAAUUCCUCUUGCUUGCCUGGAUGUAGGUGUGCAUGUGUGUGAGAGAGUGUGAACUGCUGUUUUUGGGCAGAGCUGGAAUGCAGCCUGCUGUACAAAGGGGAGUCACUUCCCCUGCACCACCCACCUAUGUCUCUAGCCAUUCCCACUACUGCCACCCCCACUGCUACCCCACCCCACCCCAACAACGAAAUGUGGUCCUUGGGUUGAAAAGCGUUUUCCCACCCUGCCAAGGCAUCCCCCCUCUGUAAUGUUUUCAAUUGGAGAAGCUCUGGAAAAUGUGUAUCUCAUGGAAUAAAAUGAUUGCUUUAAGAUCACAUUUACCUUAAUCUUAAUUUCCACACCCUGAAACUCCCCUGGCAAUAUGAGUGGCAAUGAAAAAUGAUGACUGCAAGUAGACAGAAAUACCCAGUGGAAGUUUAAGUGAGCUAUUUGAACCACUAAGGAGGAUAUUUUUAAUGUUUAAAAUUAUUUUUAUUCCACAGUGUUAUAUAAUUCUUUUUGAAAACAGCUUUGAUUGUGUGUGUGUGUUUUUUACAAGCAAGCAGUGUAUAAAAUUUAUGAAAUAAGAUAAAAUAAACAUUGGCAAUAUAAGAUGUAAGACUGCAUAUUUACUUUAGAUAUAAUACAAAAUAAUUUGAAUGUGGCAUACGUACACUCAAUGGCUGGUGGUCCUUAUUCUGCAAUAUUCUUGUUGUCCUUCAACAUUUGAUAGCUUAAUGAAGCUGGA
Molecule: messenger RNA, 1834 nt
Organism: Podarcis muralis (Common wall lizard)
Lineage: Eukaryota; Metazoa; Chordata; Lepidosauria; Squamata; Lacertidae
Gene: TNFRSF13C
Product: TNF receptor superfamily member 13C
Biological process (GO): positive regulation of T cell proliferation; T cell costimulation; B cell costimulation
Cellular component (GO): external side of plasma membrane
Molecular function (GO): signaling receptor activity
Source: RefSeq, a predicted model, not a curated record